Molecule: messenger RNA, 2080 nt
Organism: Misgurnus anguillicaudatus (oriental weatherfish)
Lineage: Eukaryota; Metazoa; Chordata; Actinopteri; Cypriniformes; Cobitidae
Molecular function (GO): ubiquitin-protein transferase activity
Source: RefSeq, a predicted model, not a curated record
AUACCGGACCAAUAAACAACGCCAUAUAGUUCGACUGGCCAUACGGAAAUAAUUAUUUUUAUGUAUGAGACAGUAUUUUCAUUAAAAUAUCUUUAGUGUUAACAAGUUUUAUAUUACAGUAAAAUAUUUAUUGGUUGGAGUCAGUCAGCCAAUGAAAUUGGACGUUUUUGUACGCGAUGACGUCACUACACAGAGUAAAACUAUCGCGCCGUUUUCGUGGUCCAUGUACUAGCCUGUCGUCGCGAUGGAGGCAUCAAACAAUUCCAGGGAGCAGAAUUCAGAUAUAGAGAGUGCUGUAAGGAAUCUGCUUAGUUGCAUCCGAAGGCAUAGCAACCCUCAAGCACAUGGAAGUUCCAACAUUUCUCCCACUGUGGCACCUCAGCCUGGUACCAGUGCUUCCUUUAGUGUUGGCCAGGCGGCACCUCAGCCUGGUACCAGUGCUUCCUUUAGUGUUGGCCAGGCGGCACCUCAGCCUGGUACCAGUGCUUCCUUUAGUGUUGGCCAGGCGGUACCUCAGCCUGGUACCAGUGCUUCCUUUGGUGUUGGCCAGGCUGUUAGUAGGCCAAGCACAGUUCAGCAAGAAAUGCAAAGAGCUUUUCCAGCACUUUACCAUGGAAACUGCAAAAGAAGGAAAAAAAUGGCCCCUGUACCUGCAAAAGUUACAUCUGUAAAGUUCUUAGAAUUCCAGUUCUGUUUGCUGUCAAACAAUUCCCAAAAAACUCCCAAAGAUGAAACGGUUCUCUUACAAGCAGGACUAGGGAGAAGAACUGUAAAUAUUCCGGACAAUGCUGAUCAUACUGAGAUAACCAAAGUACUUCUUCAGGAGUACCCAAAGUUGCAAAACAUAAAGGGUGGUUGGCUACUCCAAAAAGCCUCAGGGGGAAGUGGACAAAGGAAAACAACAUCUCUGGCCCAGGAUUCCCAGGGCUACACAACAAAAAUAUUGAAGACAUCCUCUAACAAUGGGAAGAAUGUCAUCUACAUCGUCCCUCUCCAAGAAGAAAUCGAUAUAGUCCCAUUGCCAUAUGAUGCACCUGAAUUUCAUAACAUGCCCAAAAACAUCUGCAUGACCUGUGGUACAUCAGUCCCAUUACAGUUGCUGCCAUGUCACCUUGAGGAUUGUCAAAGUAAUAAUGCUAUAGAAUCUGAAUUUGACAAGGAUAAAGAAAAUGAAGACGUCCAAGGAGUGAGCCAUGAGUCAGAUUUAAUUUGUCUGGAUGCCUGUCCGAUAUGUGGAGAAGAAUUUUCUGCCGAGGUGAUGCCUUACCAUGCCAGUACAUGUGGAGAAAGUUUCCCUGAGAUUUUCCCCUCAAUUAUGGAUGGAAAUUUGUUUGAUGAAAGUGCCUCAUCACCAUCCCAAACCAGUACCAGACUACAAAGCACUACUUUCCAACUUGAUCCUGAUCAUUUGACUCCUGGGCCAUCAGUUUCAGCUGAAAGUGCACCUUCAAUGUGUGAUGAUUGGAAGAGGAUCGAGCUUCCAGAAAGGGCAGCAGUAUUGUAUAGGCGGUAUACACUUCGACAAAAAGAAGACGAGCUCCCACUGAAAGUAAGAAUUGAUAUUCGAGAAGACAUGGAGGACCAGGAGGGCAGAAUAAUAAAUUUUUACAAGGUCCCCAAAAUUGAUUGGACUAGACCUCUUCAAUGCAGAUUGGAAGGGGAUGUUGCCAUUGGGGAUGGUGUUCAGCGCCAUUUUUUCAGCAUGGUGAUGCACAAGCUGCAGAAUGGAUUCCUCUUUAAUGUUGGAAAUGGAAAUGGAACUGCAUUAUUUGAAGGGCAAGCAGACCACCUUAUUCCAUCUACUUCCCAAGUCCUUUUGCAGAGUGACUUGUUUGUGAUGGCAGGCCGGAUUAUCGGUCAUUCUUUCCUCCAUGGUGGGCCUUCAUUAGCAGGAGUGAGCCCAGCCAUUGUACAUGUGUUAUUGGGUGGCUCCCCACAGACAGCAACCAUCACACUUGAAGAUGUGGCUGACAUCGACAUUAGAGAGACAAUACAGAUGCUUGCUGUAGGUGAUUUAAAGAAUGAUUUCACUGAGGAUCAAAAGGCAGCCAUUAACCAACUGGCAAUGUCUUGGGACUAG